This is a messenger RNA of Plasmodium knowlesi strain H, 8847 nucleotides long. Its product is annotated as conserved Plasmodium protein, unknown function. The transcript has a single exon. Lineage: Eukaryota; Apicomplexa; Aconoidasida; Haemosporida; Plasmodiidae. The coding region runs from base 1 to 8847 and encodes 2948 amino acids. The record is from RefSeq and is a predicted model, not a curated record.
AUGAAUGAAAAGGAGCAAAAGAGAUACGCCAAAAUUAUAGAAAGCAUAAAGUACACGCAAAAUGAAAAUAUCCUUCUGGAAAAUUUAAAUGCAAUUUGUCAGAAUGAAGGAAAAAGACAAGACAACCAAGUAGUGAUACAACUUAUUGACAUAUUUUUAGAAGAAAAUAAUUACUCCUACAAUGAAAAUUUUUUGUUUAAUUAUAACCUUUUGAAAAGGAGCAAGGAGUUACAUUUAACUGCCGGAAGGAAAAAUAAAUCGGAAUUUAGCAAACAAUACAAAAUAUGCGUGAAGCAUAAAAACGUCGAAAAGGUGAAUGAAGAAGAUUCUUACUAUUUUGCCUUGAGAAAAAAAAAUCUGUGUACCUUUAGUCGCGAAUUUUUAAAUGCCAAAAAAGUUAUUCUUCAGUUCAUCUGCAACAGUGUUCUCAAGGGAUGUGUGCAUAUAAAUUAUUUAGUAGAUAAAAUUUACGUAGAUUUUCAAAUUAAGAGCAGCAAAAAUGGGAUUACUCCACAGAGCGGGAAUUAUUGCAAACACUUAAUUUGCAAUGAUGAUUUGGUGAACAUCCUGAUCGAAACGAUCUUUACGCUGUUUGUGAGAGGUCUACAUGAAGAGCACGGGGAUCCCCAUGAUAUGGAAGAAGAAAAAAAAAAAAGAAAAAAAAACUUUCUUCUUAAUCAAAGUGAUAUUCAGAAAAGCUACCUGAUGCAUUCCAAGGAGCAGAAUGUCAAAGAUGAAAUGCACGACAUGGACAAUGACAACACCAACUUGGUGAACAUUUUAAAAAAACUAAUCAACAUUGAUAAAAGUUUUGUCAAAAAUGUGUUUUAUAUUUUUUUGAAAAAUGUAGAAAAGCUCAGCUUUAAAAAUGUACACAGAAAUGAAGCCGAACUAUGUGCAUGCGUUGUGAAUAUCUUUAAGGAAAUUAUUUCCUACUGCGAUGAAUUCGAAAUAGGAACUGUGUAUCACAUACUUCUGAAUAAUGAGGUGGUGCGGAGAAAUCGGAUUUUGCACAGGUACAUAGUGGCACUGUGCAUACUGAACCUGCGCAAUGUGUAUAACGCGUACAACCUGGAGCUCUGCAUGGGCAUCGUCUGUGGGGAGCUGCGCUUGGAGGGGGAGGACGAAGAAGAAACAGAAAGUGAAGAGAAAGACUGUGAAGAAACAGACGGUGAAGAAGAGGAUGAUGCUGUACCGAACGAUGAAACCUUCAGUAGCGAACUACCUGACAAAGCCCAGAUGAACACCCAUGAACUCGCCGGAAACGCCGCCGAAGAAAGGGUAAAACACCUGGUGCUGUUUCUCCUCAUAUUUGCCUUCAAAAUAUACGACAUAAGUUACCUUAACGGGUGCGUGCAGGAGCCUUUGCAGAGAUUUCUGCGAUUACUAAGGAGAAAUAUGCAUUCCUUGAAGGACAAAUUUUACCACGUGUUAAAAACGAUCAUAUUUUUUCUCAUUCUGGUGUUUCACAAUUUAAAUAUUGACAAAAAUGAAACAGUGAUGUACAUUUUAGAAUGUUUAGAUAUACUGCUUGAGGCUUAUUAUCCAAAUGGGGUAUUCCUCAGGGGAAGCGAUGGUCCUGCCAACAUACCAGGUGAAGGCGCUACAAAGGUGGUGUCUAAUGAGGAGGCCCAUGUAAAAUGUGAAGAAUACAACUCGGUUAACUAUGCAGAUAAUGGGGACCAAUUUUGCUGUGAAACAGAGGGGAUAACAGAACCGAAGCGAUGUGAAAGAGAAGCAUAUAGUAAUAUGAACGAAGUGGAGGGAAGUGUCCUCGGAGACAACAGUUCAAUCCGUUCCAAGUGGAAUCCCCAGCAGAUGAACCUUUUCGAAUUUAAUAUCUCGCCGUUGCUUCUAUGCUUAACAAUUCCUAUUCACCUUGAGUACAACCUUAACCAGAAGAACGAAGAAAAUUCGAACGGAGUCAAUCGAAGAAUUCUGGAUAAAUCGAGGAGGCUGAAGAGUAAGUGGGUUACGUUUUUCAAAAAUUAUAAUAACUGUUUUGGGGGCUAUUUAAGGAGGAGAGAUAUGGGAAUGGCCCGCUAUUUGGAUUAUGGUAUUCACGAGGGGAACCCCUCAACCCAGUUCUACAGAACAAAAUGUAGUGGGGGAAACCACCUCAGCAUAAUGGAAAACAUAAUGGAGGAGGUGAAUUAUCUAACGAGUGAAUCAAACAAUUUAACAAAAGAAGAUAUUUUGGAAAUCCUAUGUGUAAAUAAUAUUUUAUUUUAUUUACACGAAAUAUUUGUCUACAUAGAUCUGAUUUAUUUGAUGCGCUUCUUCCAAAUGUGUGAAAACGAUCAGCACAAAUUUCGAUGCAUAAACGUGGUACUAAAAAACAGAGAAUUACUUGUUCUAUUUAAGAUGAACACAAAAUUUUGUAUUAAUACAUUUGAAAAUUUGAAAAAUGAAAAUAUAUCCAAAGUGAAUUUUGUUUAUAUCAAUUUGUUGAUAUUGUCUCUAUUUGAGUGUAAUUUAUUUUACGUUUUUAAAUUUAUGUCAUAUUACUGUUUAAUAAAUUCGUUUCAUUUGUUGUGGUUUAUUCCUUCUUUGCUUUUUGUAUAUAAGAUGUCUUUCUCAAGCUGCGAAGUACAGGGCGGGAGCUUCAAAAUGGUGGGCCCUUCUCCCUCUGGCGAAUCUUCUGGCCAGGGAGAUGCGCGUAGGCAUGCGUUUGUUUUGAGGAGCCUAAUCCUGCACAUGCUGAGCAAAAUCGGAUGCAGUGAUAGGAACAUUCCAGUUGUUUAUAACUGCAUAUGUAUUUUGCUGAGCAGCGGAAGUGGCAAAACAGGUGAGGAGGGAGAAUUGUCAGGGUACCCCUCUGAUAAGUUAGCUAACCCGACCGAAGAUGGAAUAGAAUCGAAUUCAUGUGAGGAAGGGAAAAUGAGAGCAUACUACUACCAUAAAACGGAGGGUAACCUUUGGGAAGAAUUUUCGUUCAACAAAUUGUACCUCCUACACUGCUACGACAAAUUAGUGGAUGUGAACGAAAAUAUAAUCAGCAAGUACUUCAAGUAUGUGGAGGGUACCUUCGAGUUGGCAAGUCACAGUGGGAAGAAUAUCGUGGGUGUGGAGAGUAAACAUAUUAUUCAGAAGAGCAACAAAGGGAGGGGGAAUCCCAAUCUAGAUGAACCACAUGAGAAGGAUUGUACUGAAAACUGGAACAACAUCGAAUACAUGACAGAGGAAAAUAUUAACGUACUUUUUGACUUAAAAAAUGUGCUCAUACUGUUGAAGCUGUGCAGAUUUUACAACGUUAGCAAUUAUAUCAAUAGUAUCAUAAAGAUGAUAAACUCCUUUUUUAAAAAGUACAAAAGUGGUAUUUCGAAGGAGGGUUAUGUUGAGAAGGUCCAAAAUGGCAUUAUAAAAAUGAGCAUACAAAUUUUGGUAAUCCUCUCGAUGAAGAAGUACAUAGAGUUUGAAAUUAUUUAUAAUUUACUGAAGAAGAACUUUUUAAAGAAUACGGUGGGUAGUGGAGGGAAUGGGGGUGCAGACAUCAUCUGCUCCGUAGUUUGCUUCACGAGGCAUUACAUCAAGCACAUGAUAUAUGAGAAGGAGAAGCUGUGCGCCGAGCAAUAUGAUAUUCUGUACCAUACAAAGCUGAAAUACAUUUUUAAAGAUUUGUACAAAUUGCUGAGCGUUAACAAUGAGAGCAUCCUGGCCGAAAUUGUUAACGUCAUGUCGGAGGUUUAUCCAGUGUACUAUCAACAUUUUGAUGUGAAUACACAAGGGGGUAGCGUCAGUGGCAGUGGGGUUUUUUUUGAACCAAGCGAAGGUGGACCAUAUGAUGAAGUCCAAAAUAUAAGUAGUACAAUUAACCACCACAGCAGCACAAUGUAUAGUAUGAACCCUGGGGUGUGUGAACUAAAUGUUCAAGAGAAAAAGAAUUUGCUAAGUCUCUUCUUCGACAAAAAUUUUGUACAUGAAUCAUUCAUGAAAAGUCAGUUUCACCAAAACAUUUAUGAAAAUUUACAGAAAGAAUUUUUGAAGGACGAAAUAAACAACCUGUCCUUAUACAACCUGAGGAAUGAGAAUAACAGCAAUAGCAACCAUCUGGUGAGGGUCCUGUACAAACUUUUCUACUCGAACAUUAAGAAUGAUAAAAUUUCUAAUUUUAAUUAUUAUGUGAAGUUACUGCUCAGUGAUAAAUUUCAACACCUUGAGGAGAUUAUUUCCAUUUUGAAGAACUUGCCUUUUUUUCAUGUCCACUACGUUUCUUUCUUCUUUUACGUGCUGAAUUGCUUCUUCGAGAAGAUGCAAAGGAAGUUUGACGCUGGGGAAGACUUCAUUUUGCACGUACAGGGGAAAGCAGCUGAUGAGGAGAUCCAAAAAACGGGGAAGCCUAUUGAAAAAUCGAAGGGGGGUGGAGCCUCUGCGGAAGUAGGUAAGAAAAGAGUCACAUACGAAAUCAUCUGCAACAGAAUGUACGAAGAAAUACGGCGAAUCAUAGGUGAGGAUAAUCUGAACGUCUAUGUGUUUUACCCCGUAUUGAGUAUCCUAUGUAAGCACAACAACGAUAUUAACGAGAUUUUAAAUUUCUUUUAUGAGAGAAUUAAUUCAUAUAUUAAGGAGCACGAUGGAAAAUUGCAGGGCAAUAAGAACGAAGUGGUUUUGAUUUUUCUUUGCCUAAAUUAUAUUCACACGAACGUUUCCCAAAUUCCAAACUUUUAUACAUUUCUUACCAACCUUCUGGAGGAAGUGGCUAAUCGCAAGGUGCGAAAUAUUCUGUUUCUGUGCCUGAGUUCGUGUUGCUACUACACCAAUUUAAGCGGCAUCGAGAUUUCAAUGAUUCUGGCUCUACACACAAGUGAAUUGGGCAGUGGCGACGGGAUCCACUUGGAAUACCUACCCCUUGGGGGAGGGAAAAAGAGCGACAGUGGCAGGGACAUUGAGCAACGGGAAGUGGAGAAAAUGGAACAACGCGACGAUGAUGAGAACCUGCACUUUUUCAUAUCCAUCGGGAACCUCUGCUUCUACCUGUACAAGCACUACAACAGCCACACAUUCGACGAGACGAUCAGACAAUUUUACGACUCCUUGGUAAAGUCGCUACAGAGAAAAGUCGACAACGCGAUUAUCCCCCUGGCGAAUGUUAUGAUGUACCUUUACAUAAAAAAAGUGAUAGAUGUGUACGAAAUGGUUAGCACCUUCAAAAUGGUUAUUACCAAUCUGGGCAACGACCUCGUGUAUGAUUCGAAGUACGUCAUCUAUGGUCUCUGCUCCCUCUACCGUGUCUUAACAUUUUAUCAUAAGAAAAAUUUCGACUGCUUUGUGUGCGAAGAGAUCCCCUUAAGGGAGGAUAUAACUAACCAUUUUGACGUCAAGGAUGGUGAUGUUGAAGCAAAGCAAAGUGAGGGCCUCAAAGGAACGAUGCAACUACUAUCCCAUAGGAUGCACAAAAUCAUUGUACAGUAUUUUGAAGAACUUGAUGAUAAAAACGUGAGUCUCAUUUCAUAUUGCAAUUUGAUUGGGAUAAGAAACCUCGGCGUGGAGUGCAUUUCGACUGACUACUUUGAUUCAAACGAAUAUUCCAAUAUGACUAUUUUAUUUAUGAACAGAUUUAUAAAAAAAGAUUUCGAAAUUAAAAAAUGCGUAAGUGCAACGAAUAACAUUUUGGCAUGCACAGAAUCAGAGGACGAAGAUGAAACGUUGCAUGGUGGGAAUAGUUCCAUGUCGAGGAGGAAAGUUGUUAGAACUGAUCUCUUGGUACAAGAAAGAAGCACAUACGCAAAGCAGGACAUUAGUUUGUUCCUUUAUCAAAAUGAUAAUUACAAAUUAAAUAAUGAUAUUAUAGUGAAUGACCACGGUACCAUUUUGACACUGAUUUAUUUAUUCUGUUAUAAGUAUUAUGAAGAGGUAAAUACAUCCCUCAUUAGGGUAGAAAAUAUUGAGAAAAAAAAUAUGCUCUAUCACGUCUAUUCCAACUUACUCAGAAUUGAAAAUUACAUAAAGGGGUUUUUAAAAGUAGGGAACUUCCUCGACAUUGAUGCAAAUUCGUUUAGGAAGGAUAAAGAAUAUGAACAGGUUAAGUUGAAUAUUCUGCUCCAAAUGGAGGGGGAAGAUGUGAAGUCUCUACACCUGUUCAAAACCGAACUGUUUGAUCAUUUGAGAAGGCUCAUAAAAUCGAUGAAGCUGAUAAAUUAUGUAAAGUUGGAUGUUCAGAUAAAGGAUGCUGUGUUGAAUAUAUACUCGUAUGUAACGAAACUCAUAAGAAUCUUUUACAUCCUCCUCCAAGUGAUGAUUGAAAAAAUUACGGAAAAUAUAAGUCAGAACAUGAAAAGGUAUUACGAAGUUUAUGAGGAGUUUAUAAGGAGGGUACACAUCUUAUACGAAUGUCGAGUAAGUAUAUUUGAAUAUUUCUCCCUUUUUAGCUCCUUUAACAAUUCAUAUGGCCACAUCUUUUGCAAUUUCAGCAACUACUUCGAAGGGUUCAGCACUUAUGAGAAGUACAUGUAUGUUAAAUGUAUUACCAAUUUUGAGCGAAUCAAAAAAGAAGAAAUAAAGUUUGUCUAUUUGAAUGUUUUAAAAGGUGCUAAGUUGUUUCAUGAGGACUCGUCUUUGUGGAUCUAUGCCAUUUCCAUACUUAACAUUUUGCUGAAAAAAAUUUACAAAAGUACGAGGAGAAGUGGGAAAAUCGAAAUGGACUCAAGGAAGAGUUAUUAUGACUUGGGCUCCUACAUCAAAUUCGCAUUCAUCACUGUUUUUAACGAGACGGUGGUGACUCGUUUUAGGGAUAACUACUAUAAUCACUACUCUGUAUAUAUGCCCACGGAUGAAUACUACAACACGAGAGCAUUUGUCAAAGUAGGGGAAGAAGAAAAUUUCAAGAACUCGCCAAAUUAUGAGAAAUGGAAAAAUCGACUUGGUUGCGAAAAACCAAUGGUGAGAAGCACAGGGGGGAAAAGACAAAACAAUGAAAAUUCUCCGAAGAAGUUCCCUUACGUGGACAUUCCCUUCAACGUCAUGCUAUGCAUAGCUGACUUCCUUGCCCAUCUGUGCAAAAUAAUUAUUAAAGAAAAACUAGACGACGAAAUAAACGUGGACGAGCUUUUGAAAAAUUUCCCCGUCCUCAUUCAAGGGUAUGUCAUGCUAAAAUUGAGGGUAUCCUCUAAAAGGUUAAAUUUGAUUAAAAAUAAAAUCCUGUUUUAUGAGCCGAAGUAUCACUUCACAUUUAGGGAGAGAUUACAAGACUUCUACUGUGCCCGGGAGAAAUUUCGAAAUGAGGAAAGAACAAUCUCAUUAACAUUAGAUCAUGAGAAACUCUUCCACUAUUUUCACCACCUCUUUUGGGUAAAAGAGUGCAUAUAUUUAGCGUAUAUAUAUAGUCACUUCGGGGAGAAGCAGAAGAUCUUAGACGGCUUGCUGCAAAUGUGUAGUGUGUCUCAGGUUAACAAGGAUUAUCUCUACGUCGUUGUCACUUCCUUUGUUCUGUUUUGCAUGAAGUGCAAAAACAGUUCCUUCCUAUUGAAUAAUUUUAUGUAUAAUUUUGGUCCCCUAAACGAAUUGAGCGGGUUAUUGGGGGAGUUUUUAGCUGAGGGGGAAGGUGUACCAUUUCCGUUCUUUGGUGGCGAAGAGAAGAGGGAGGAAUUACCCACUAAGUACAGCGGGUUGGAUUUUACCAAACUUAACACAUAUGGUGACCUUCCCAGGAGUAGUAACAACUGGAUCCGCAUCCCUGGUAGUAAGAGCGUCGACGGGGGAAGUACCCCCCCGAAAGAUAUCGAACUUGCAAAAAUUCUUUUCAUCAUCGAGGAAGAAUUCCUAAGGACGAAAAUGAGAAAUUCGUUUCGAAAAAAUACACACCCACAGCGGACGAAAGACAAAAAUCUCUUACAUGAAUUAUUUUUAGAAAAGGAUAUGUUCUUUUUAAAAAAACUGGGAAUAUUUUACAUGAUAAAAAAUAACGAUCAAAGAACCAAAUUGCGGCGAAACUACAACAAAAUGAUUUCCCUUUUUUGCAAAAAAGAGAAACAAAAUUUGUUUAUUAAGCCAGGAAAUAUACGCAGGGGUGUACCUCAGGGGGAUGACAUUACCACGGGGGGAUAUACGGAAGACUUUGUCGAUAACUCCUAUAUGAACAUGACGUUUUUUAACGCCAAUGCUGAAGAUAACGCCUUCAUUUCUGGAGAGCGUGAAAUUUUCACGAAAUAUUUAACGGUCCCUCUAUGUAUGAAAGAUGUUUUUACCUUUUUCGAAUUGAAUUUGAAUAAAAACAUCUUGACGAAUAGUUAUAACAAACUUUUUGAUGAGAGGGCUACGCGAAAUGGGAAGAAGAGGGACAACGCGAAGGUGUCGGAGAGUGAUGAGGAGAACGCGGAUGACACGACUGUUGGCAAAAAAUGGCACACUGAUGAGACACCCCCUUUUUCAGACUUAUCAGAUAUAGACGAUAAGGAUUGCAAUAACAAUAGUUACAAAGGUGACAUGAGCAACGAUAUGGAAAAAACUUCAUUUAUGGAAAAGCAACGGAAAAAAAAAAAAUUUUUACUGUACGAUAGUACGUUGCUUAACUAUUUGAGUAGCAAAUAUUAUUCCGUUAAUAAUUACGAACUCUACAUAGUCCAUAUGGGAUUUCUUGGCGACGAUAUACGAGAGGCAUUGUUUGAGGGAACCGCCCCCGCCUCCAGAGGAUGUGUGGAUCAUAUUCGCAGAAAGGAAUUGACAGAUAAGCUCGCUAGGCAGUUCGCCCUCCAGCAGAACUUUUUUAAAAAUUUAACUUUCUUUUUCAUCACCUUCCCGAAGGGGAUCGUUUUAAACAGUUCUGAGUAUUUCUUCCCCGACAACAGAAACCAUUUCGUACAGAAGGUGAUGAGUUUCCUGUGGCAAGAGUACGUCAGCAAGUACGGAUAA